AUGGCAGCUGAGCAUAUAUCUAGCUCCGGGGAGACAGGGCCUAUCUCGGCCUCACUCCCCGUGAACAUGGCCAUCGCUGGCCUCUUUGCCAUAGCCUGUUACAACUGUCUCGAGAUCCUCAUAUCGCUCCUCAGCCGGUUUAAACGACACGACGGCCUGUAUUUCUGGAGCAUGCUCACGGCGACACUCGGUAUAGUGCUGCACAGCAUCGUCGUCUUGCUCAGAUACUACAGCCUGGGCCCGAAUUUUCUCCUCUGCGUGUUGACCUGUAUUGGCUGGUAUGGCAUGGUCACUGGGCAAUCGGUCGUGCUUUAUUCCCGGCUUCAUCUAAUCGUCGAAGACAAGUCCAAGACGCGAUGGGUCUUGUAUAUGAUCAUCAUCAACUUCUUCAUCCUCCACGUCCCCACGACCGUCUUGUUCCUCAUGAGUAACACAGAACGCUACGAGAGCCGCUUUAUUGGACCAUUCAAUGUCUACGAACGCAUACAACUCGCAGGUUUCUGCAUACAAGAAACCGUCAUCUCAGGACUCUACAUCUGGGAAACCGCCCGCGGGCUCAAACCCAUCUUCGCCGUCCGCAAAGACAUGGAGCGCAAAGUCAUCCGCUACCUCGUCAUCGUCAACAUCCUCGUCAUCCUCCUCGACAUCAGCCUCAUUGUCACGCAGUACAUGAGCCACUUCAACAUACAAACAACAUACAAGCCCGUCGUCUACAGCAUCAAACUCAAGAUGGAAUUCGUUGUGCUCAACAAAUUGCUGCUGCUGGUACAGCACAGCGACUGCAAUUGCAUGCAUAUUAUGGGCGAGCCCGAGAACACUGCCCAGAACCCCUCGCAUCUCGAGCGCCAAUCGAUGGAUCGGAAUUCUUCUACGAGAACAGGGAGCGACGUGCCUAUGCAGAUGAACAAGUUCCACACCGACGCGUCGUCACAGUCGAGAGGACACCAGUCCAAGUCUCAGCCUUGGGACUUUCUCGACUUGACUCCAUACUGUAAGUUCCUCAUUUUCGUCAAUCCCAUAUUUUUCAUGACCUCGGUACUGACAAGCUCUCAGGACGUUUUAUUCUACGUCAACGACAUAAUUCUUAAACUUUGA
Messenger RNA from Fusarium sp. VM40, 1095 nucleotides. Lineage: Eukaryota; Fungi; Ascomycota; Sordariomycetes; Hypocreales; Nectriaceae. The record is from the annotation of a GenBank genome assembly.